CCCUCGGGGCCACUGCUCCCCGCCCCGGGCAGCGCGACCCUCAAUCGCCUUCCGGAGCCGCUGCUGCGGAGGCUCAGCGAGAGCUUGGACCGAGCGCCCGAGGGUCGGGGUUGGAGGAGGCUGGCCGACGUUGCGGGGAGUCGGGGGCGCCUCCGGCUGAGCUGUCUGGACUUGGAGCAGUGUUCUCUUAAGGUCUUGGAGCCUGAAGGAAGCCCAAGCUUAUGUCUGUUAAAGCUAAUGGGUGAAAAAGGUUGCACAGUCAUGGAGUUAAGUGACUUCCUGCUGGCUAUGGAGCACACUGAAGUUCUUCAGCUUCUCAGCCCCCCAGGAAUAAAGAUCACUGUAAACCCAGAAUCAAAGGCCGUCUUAGCUGGACAGUUUGUGAAAUUGUGUUGCCGAGCAACUGGACAUCCUUUUGUACAGUAUCAGUGGUUCAAAAUGAAUAAAGAGAUUCCAAAUGGAAAUGGAUCGGAACUUAUUUUUAACACAGUGCAUGUAAAAGACGCAGGCUUUUAUGUCUGUCGAGUUAAUAAUAAUUUCACCUUUGAAUUCAGCCAGUGGUCACAACUGGAUGUUUGUGAUGUCACAGAAGUAACAGAAAGUUUCCAAGGAAGUUUGGAUGGUGUCUCUGAUUCCAGGUUGCAAAUCUGUGUUGAACCAAGGCCCCAAAAGCUGAUGCCGGGCAGCACGUUGGUCUUGCAGUGUGUGGCCGUCGGAAGCCCUAUUCCUCAUUACCAGUGGUUCAAAAAUGAAUCACCGUUGACACACGAGACAAAAAAGCUAUACAUGGUGCCUUAUGUGGAUCUGGAACAUCAGGGCACCUAUUGGUGUCAUGUAUAUAAUGAUCGAGACAGUCGAGAUAGCAAGAAGGUAGACAUCAUCAUAGGAAGAACACAUGAGGCAGUGGAGUGCACUGAAGAUGAAUUAAAUCAUUUCGGGCAUCCUGAUAAUAAAGAGCAAACAGCUGACCAAGCUUUGGCGAAAGACAAGGUUGCUCUUUUGAUAGGAAAUAUGAAUUACUGGGAGCACCCCAAGCUUAAAGCUCCUUUGGUGGAUGUGUACGAAUUGACCAACUUGUUAAGACAGCUGGAUUUCAAAGUCGUUUCCCUGUUGGAUCUGACUGAGUAUGAGAUGCGUAACGCUGUGGAUGAAUUUUUACUACUUUUAGACAAAGGAGUAUAUGGAUUAUUAUAUUACGCAGGACAUGGUUAUGAAAACUUUGGGAACAGCUUUAUGGUCCCUGUUGAUGCUCCAAAUCCAUAUAGGUCUGAAAAUUGUCUGUGUGUACAAAAUAUACUGAAAUUGAUGCAAGAAAAAGAAACUGGACUCAAUGUGUUCUUGUUGGAUAUGUGUAGGAAAAGAAAUGACUACGAUGACACCAUUCCAAUCUUGGACGCUCUGAAAGUCACCGCCAACAUCGUGUUCGGAUAUGCCACGUGUCAAGGAGCAGAAGCUUUUGAAAUCCAGCAUUCUGGACUGGCAAAUGGAAUCUUCAUGAAAUUUUUAAAAGAUAGAUUAUUAGAAGACAAGAAAAUUACUGUGUUACUGGAUGAAGUUGCAGAAGAUAUGGGCAAAUGUCAUCUUACCAAAGGCAAACAGGCUCUGGAGAUUCGAAGUAGCUUAUCUGAGAAGAGAGCACUUACUGAUCCCAUACAAGGGACGGCGUACUCUGCAGAGUCUCUGGUGCGGAAUCUCCAGUGGGCCAAGGCGCACGAACUUCCAGAAAGUAUGUGUCUUAAAUUUCAAUGUGGUGUCAAGAUUCAAUUAGGAUUUGCAGCUGAGUUUUCCAACGUUAUGAUAAUCUAUACAAGUAUAGUGCACAAACCACCUGAUAUAAUAAUGUGCGAUGCCUAUGUCACUGAUUUUCCUCUUGACCUAGAUAUUGAUCCAAAAGAUGCAAAUAAAGGGACGCCUGAAGAGACCGGCAGCUAUUUAGUAUCAAAGGACCUUCCCAAGCAUUGCCUCUAUACCAGACUCAGUUCGCUGCAAAAAUUAAAGGAACACCUGGUCUUCACGGUGUGUUUGUCGUACCAGUACUCAGGAUUGGAGGAUACCAUAGAGGAGAAGCAGGAAGUGAAUGUCGGGAAACCCCUCAUCGCUAAACUAGACAUUCAUCGAGGUCUGGGAAGGAAGACUUGCUUUCAGACUUGUCUCAUGUGCAACGGCCCUUACCAGAGCUCAGCUUCCACCGCAGCAGGAGCUGGGCAUUAUCAUUCAUCUCAAGACUCAUUCCUGGGCGUUUACCAUUCACAUCUUGGCAGUGCAAGUAACGUUAUGCCACCAGACAGCUGUCGCUGCAGCCGGACUGCGGACGCGCUCCUUUCGAGCCAUCGUGCUCACCACUAUUCGUGUCAGUUUGGUAGAAGUAACGUGCCAGUCGAGACGACUGAGGAACUUCCAUUCAGCUUCUCCGACGGGCUCAGAAUUUCUGAAAAGUGACCUCCUUGUUUUUUGAAAGUUAUCGUAAUGACUAGAUGCCUCAUAAACAACAGUACUUAUGUAAAGUGAGAUAUCAUGAAAGAGGAACUAUGUGUAUUUAGAGAGAGAAAAUUGGUACCAGCUAUUUCGUGGCAAGCUCAGGACUUUGAGAUUUUGGAAUUAUGUUAUUUAACCACAGAAUUCCUCUUCUUUCUCCUUUAAGAUUUUGCGAACUGAUUUGUUCUGUAGAAGUAACACAUGGAUGUGUAUAUGUUUAUUUGUAUAUAACAAAAAAUAUUUUCAUUUUGACCAUUCCGAACUAAGAACAGUGGGAAUGGCAUUAUUGUAGAAUAAGUCAUUGUAAUUUUAGAAUCAGAAAAAGAUCCUUGGCGAUCAUCGGGCCAACGUAAUUGUAUCAGCAGAAGAAACGGAUCGAGGUAUCUUGUUUAAGUUAGACCGGCCCUGAUGCCUUCAGAUUUCCAUUCCAACGUUUACUCCACUACACGCCACAUUCCUGACAGAGUCUGAAACAGGUAGUAUUUUCUUAGACAGAUUUAAAGAUAGAUAUGUAAAUAUGCAUAUCUGUAUAUAAUCUAGAAAUGUACAAACUAGUUUGUAGUUAUAGAACUUUGAUAAAAAUGUCAAUUAAGAAGUGUGUGUAUAAAUCUUAUGUAGAGCAAGCUGAAGUUUCUUUUUCUAAGGUCGUGAAAGCACAUGAGAGGUGACAGUGUCCAUCUGUGUUGAAGCUAGAGAGCAGGAUAAUGUUGCUGCUGGAUCAUCUUGGUAGCUGCCCAUUUGAAUCUUGGAAACAUUGGGCAUGUCUUCCUUGAUAACACAUAUCUUACUGGCUUUAGGAGACAGUCUUAUCAUCUAGGUCCUACCCAAAAGCAAGUUAAAAAGGCAACUGUCAAUAACAAAGAAAAAAAAAAUUGAAUUCAUAGUUCGAAAACAUCCCACACAGAAAACCGCAAGCCCAGACAGCUUCACUGUUAUAUUACACCAAACAUUUAAAGAAUUAACAUCGAUUCUGUACAAACUCUCCCUAAAAAUAGAAGAGGAAAGAACACUUUCCAACUCACCUUGUAAGGCCAAUAUUACCCUGAUACAAAACCAGACAAAGACCACAAGAAAACUACAAACCAAUAUCUAUUAUGAAUAUAGAUAGAAAAAUCAUCAACAGAACACCAGCAAACUGAAUCUAGCAACAUAAAAAAAGAAUUAUACACCAUGACCAAGUGAAUGCAAGGUUGGUUUAACAUCCAAAAAUCAAUGUAAUACACAAAUAUUAUACACAGUUAUUAUCUGUAUAGUCACCAGUAAUACGAAUUGGUGAAUAUAGAGCCAUAACUCCUAGAGGAAGAGUGUGUGUAUGUGUGUGUGUGUGUGUGUGUGUGUGUGUGUGUAUACACAUCAAAUAGAUUAUAAUCUUAAAUCCUAAAAACAAUUUACCUCUGGUAUAUUCUGUUUAUUUUACAAAAGAGAAAAAUAUGGUUCAGAAGUAUUAAGUGACUUGCCUGAGGCCACACCACUAACAGGUGCCAGAGUUGGGAGUCAGACUUGUCCAGCUGGCCCCAAAGCCAGAGCUUCUUGCACUACACUGCCCUGUCCCCUGCCUUCUCCGUCCUCUGGUCAUUUCUGUAGGUGAGUGGAAACAAGAAGUCAGAGCAUUGCCUUGUUCAGCCUCAUCUGAGAAUGUGCACGUCGGGAAACUCAAAAUCUUCACCAGUCUGCAAAUGUCUGUGAAUGACCGUAAAAGUGCUCCGAGCAUUGAUUUUAGGAGUGCAAAUAAAUUGGUAAAGUCACAAAUUCGGAAUCACGAAUAAGGAUCAACUGUACCAUGUUCAUAAAGGAUAAAAUUACCACGUGACUGUCUAAAUAGAUGUAGAAAAUGCAUUUGAUAAAAUAUAGCAUCUUUUCAUGAUAAAAAAAAAACAAACAGAAUAAAAGGGCAUUUCCUCAACAUGAUAAAGGGUGUCUACAAAAAACCCACCCUAACAUCCUACUUCAUCACAGUCUGAAUGCUUAAUUCUUUCCUGCUAAGAUCAGGAGCAAGACAAGGAUGUUCACACUCACCACUUCUAUUCAACAUUGUACUUGAGGUUCUAGCAUGACAAUUAAGAGAAAGAAAAGGCAAGCGUACUGGAAAAAAGCAAGUAAAACUCUUCCUAGGUGACAGGUCUUGUUAUAUAGAAAAUCCUAAGGAAUUCAUUUAAAAACAAACAAGUUCAACAGGUUACAGGCUAGAUACAAGAUCAAUAUGCAAAAAUCAGUUUCGUUUAUAUGAACAUUCUGAAAUUGAGGUUUUUAAAAAUUGUAUUGACAGUAGCAUCAAGAUCAAUAAAACUACAAAACAUUUGAAAGAAAUCAAAGAAGACCUAAAUAAAUGGACAGACACCUUUGUUCAUAGGUUAGAAAACUUAACAUUAUUUAAGACGGCAGUGUUCCCCCAAAUUUGUCUACAGAUUCAAUGCAAUUCUCGUCAAAAUCAGAGCUGGCUUUUUCGCAGAAAUUAACAAGCUGAUAAAAUUUAUACAAAAAUGAAGAGACCCACAACAGCCAAGACAAUGUUGAAAAAGAACACAAAGUUGAAAGACUCAAACCAAUUUCAACACUUACUGCAAAGCUACAGUAAUCAGGAGAGUGUGGUACUGGCAUAAAGAUAGACAUAUAGAUCAAGGGAAUAUAAAAUAGAGUUCAGAAAUAAACCUAUACAUUUACGAUUAAUUUUUUUGACAAGGAUACCAACACUAUACAUUGGAGAGAGUAAUCUUUUCAACAGGUAGUCCUAGAACAACUGGAUAGUUAUGUGCUAAAAGGGCCCUACCUUAUACCACAUAUAAAUUUUAAUUCAAAAGGGAUCACACACCUAAAUAAAAGAGCUAAAACUAUAAAACUCUUACAAGAAAACAAAAGUAAAUCUUAUGACCUUGGGCUGAGCAAUGGUUUCUUAGAAGCAACACUAAGAGAACAAGCAAAAGAGGAAAAAAAAUAAUUGGACUUCUUCAAAAUUAGCUUUUGUGCUUGAGAGGAUACCAGCAAGAAAGCGAAAAGACAACCCGCAAAAUGGGAGAAAAUUUCCAAAAAUCAUACCUAGUAAGGGACUGGUAUCCAUAAUAGAUAAAGAACUCAUAACUGAGUAAUAAGAUGUAUAUAUGCUAAUGCUCAAUUAUAGUGACCGUAGAUCAGUAACCAAGGAACUGUCUGUCCACUGGACUUUCUGUUGUGACGGAAACAUUCUAUGUCUACACUCUGCAGAACGAUAGCCUCUAACGCCAUGUGGUAAGUGAGCAGCUGAAAUACAGCUAGUGUGAGGCACUGCACUUUUUAAUUUUGGUUUUAAGUACCACAUAUAGCUAGUGGCUUCCAUAGCUGACUGCAGCUGUAGAAAAUGGAGCUAGAAAGUGGGGUAAAGGGACUGCACCUUUCACUGUAUACCGUUCUGUAUAUUUGAAUUUUUUAACUAAGCAUGUAUUAUAUUUAUAGUUUUUAAAUAACUAAAAGGAUAGUACAGUUCUUGUCUUUUCUAUCAGCCAUGCUUUUAUUUUACUUGAAUCUCUUAGACCAAUUGCUUUGUAAUAUUAGCAUAAGAUUUCUAUACAUCUAUGGAAUUCAGGAAAAGGAAGCUUUCGAUACCAAUUAUGCGAUGAGGAAUUGAUUAGGAUAAUAAAGGCUCGCUCAAAUCCAAAGCUAAUAUUUGAUUCUGGGGGAGGGAGUAUUCUCUGGAAAGUAAAAAUUACAAAGUAGCAAUUUUACAUUAUGUGUUUUAUAAUAAAAAUCAAAUCUCAAUAUGUGAGAUCAUUUGAAUAUAAACCAUCGUGCAGAGGUGAAUAGGUCAAAUAAAUAGGGAGGCAGCAUACUUAGGAAAGUCUAGAAAAUACCGACUCAGAAAAGGUGCAUUUAGACCUCUCCUUUUUCCUCUUUUUCCAAUGUUUAUUACUUUUCAAGUCUCUGGCUGGCACAUGAAGUAACAACGAGGUGGUCUCUUCACUGAUCACAAUUUUUUGCCUCAUCAAACUCAAGAAACUCAAUCAGUUGGCCACAGGUUGGAUAAUUGAUGUAUUGAGAGAUUAGUGCAAGUUUAAAUCAGGAUGAAAUCUGAUUUUUUUUUUAUGCUUUUAAGGUAUGUUUUAACAAAAGGCCUGAUAAAUUUUGUUGUUUCCUGUUAUUUGAACUUUCUCUGGUAUUUACAUACUGUCAUUGCUUUUAACUGUCAACUGAUGCCAAAUACUCAGAAUUUACACAUUCCUUUUGUGCAUUUCAACCUGUUUAUCUAGUUUGACACUGUGUUAUCCAGACCUAACAAAAACACAUUUUUAAUACUCGCCCUUGAUUUAUAGGACAUUUCUCAUAAUGACAAAAUAUUAGCAAAGAAAAAUUACGCAGAACAUGAGAAUGUUUACAUAAAUGUAUGUAAAUUUUUUUUUCCAGUUUGACAGCAUUAAAAAUAUUUCAGCAUCCGA
This is a messenger RNA of Pteropus alecto (black flying fox), 6878 nucleotides long. It is a transcript of the gene MALT1, whose product is annotated as MALT1 paracaspase. Lineage: Eukaryota; Metazoa; Chordata; Mammalia; Chiroptera; Pteropodidae. Gene Ontology annotation, biological process: proteolysis. Gene Ontology annotation, molecular function: cysteine-type endopeptidase activity. The annotation marks the transcript as partial. The record is from RefSeq and is a predicted model, not a curated record. The transcript is spliced from 17 exons.